Molecule: messenger RNA, 1200 nt
Organism: Nanorana parkeri
Lineage: Eukaryota; Metazoa; Chordata; Amphibia; Anura; Dicroglossidae
Gene: SPATA6L
Product: spermatogenesis associated 6 like
Exons: 12
Coding region: 1-1200 (399 amino acids)
Biological process (GO): spermatogenesis
Molecular function (GO): myosin light chain binding
Source: RefSeq, a predicted model, not a curated record
AUGCCUCUGAAAGUUGUGGUGGAACUUCAGAUUCAUGCUGUUACUUGCCCCGGGGUAUUCUUGCCAGAUAAAGAUGACAUUUUCCUUAGUACAAGCCUUCUAGGUCAGUGUAAAGAAACAAGAUGCCUUCCUGCUGUGUUUCCACUACUGUUUCAUGAAAAAAUGAGGUUUGAAAAGGUUUUUCAAAAGCAAGUCGAUCCAGCUGCAGUGGUUGAAAUUCUGGAAAAAUACCCAGCUGGAUUUGAAUUGAUGCAGGUCGGCCAGUCAGAAGAAAUUCUUGCCACUUACAAGGAGAACCAUCGAGGCUUCCUAUUCCCUGAACCAAAGCUGACUCCUCCUUACCCUGGAGUGGACAGGGAGGUUCUGAUGAAAACUGUCUGUGGCUUCCCAGGAAUUGCACCCAAAAUCGAGUUUUCCACAAGAACAACCAUAAAAGAAAAGCCAAAGGAUUUCCAGAAAAAAAAUUCAUCAAACAAAAUACAGUGUCGGAGAUCUUUGCCAAAUUCUCCUACAAGAAAAUCAAGAAUGCCAACAAAAAGUUACUCCAGCCCAGAACAAAGUUACAGCAGUCCUACUGGAUCAUCAAAGUCCAGAUCUCCUUCACCUUACGCCCGUCGGCGAAUGUGUGAACUUAAUAAGGACAGUCAACAACGCCUUUCUCAUUUGAAACUGGGAAAUUAUGAAUUUAAGUCAGACGCAGAUACAAAACCGCCAUUUAUUGUAAGACAUGUUGACUCAUUCAAACCUGUGGGUGAGAAAACAGCAUCGCAACUGCAGUCUCCAAAGGCCAAGCAUCAUUCAAGUAGUGAAAAUCGAUUAAGGAGAGCAUUGACUUUUGAUAACCUGAACUGCACAACAUCUACAGAAAAGGACCAUCUGGAUUUAGAUGACCUGCACAUGCCAAGAAAAGCUAACUCAUCUGUAGAUAAAGGCACUCUGAGUGAUUCUCUCAGUUCAAGCACAUGUUCAUUGCAGGAUUUAAGGACAAGUCCAGUUCUAAAGGGAAGCCUUAGGGAAAGAUGCCGAUCUGACAAUAACACCUGGGAGGCUAUACACAACCGAGUGCGUAAUCUGUUAUCCACUCACCGUGCCAGGCAGCUGCUAUCUUUAGAUAUUUCUAACAGUGAAGCGGAUCGUAUCCUUGAAAGGUCAUCAAGGAAGAAGUCACUGAAUGGUAGUUCAGAAGGAAAGAUAUUCUAA